Molecule: messenger RNA, 381 nt
Organism: Laccaria bicolor S238N-H82
Lineage: Eukaryota; Fungi; Basidiomycota; Agaricomycetes; Agaricales; Hydnangiaceae
Exons: 1
Coding region: 1-381 (126 amino acids)
Source: RefSeq, a predicted model, not a curated record
AUGCCCGGUUGGGAGGUCGUUGCGGCCGCUUGUCGUAGAUUCCACUACCCCGGGCGCCAAGACGACCCAUUCGCCAACGAACUUCUUAUCCUGCCUACAUCUUUCGUCGGGCUCGGUGCUGAGCCGGUUUUGGACAAGACAGAGGAAUUUACAUGCCACGACGAGAACAUAUAUUGUCCCUCGUCCGAAUUAAUGCUCACGACGAUUAUACGUACGAUCUUGAGGCACCCAGAUGCGGAGAGCGUGUUGUCGUUGAUGAGGGCGUGGAUGUCGUAUUUUCAGUUGUAUGCUGGGUUUGAUGAGGCUUCGUUGGAUGGCAGUGCGGAUGAUGAGGUGAGGGAGUUUUGGCAGGCGGAGGUGAAAAAGAUGAAAGAUACCUGA